CAUUGAACACAUCCUUUCUCUACAUCUAUGGGCGUUUGCACUGAAAUAGUUUAAGUUCAAAGUGUUUGUCAUCAGUUAGUUUUAAAGCAUUAAAAUCUGUGUUCUUUUAGUUUCGAAUAAGCAAGGGCUGUUUGUUGGAUCACGGUUGCGGUGGAGGAUGGAGGAGCUGAGUCAGAACACUGCUGGAGGAGGACAGACUGUGAAAGAAGAAGAAGAAGUGAUGAAGGAGAACCUGACAGAGAUGGCAGCUCCAGAUGCAGACGAGGAAGACGAGGAGGCUCUUCCUCACUCAGAGAUCCUGGACAUUUUCGAGGAGGGACUUGCUCGACUUGUGCAGGACCCUUUACUCUGUGAUCUACCAAUUCAGGUGACUCUAGAGGAGGUAAAUUCUCAAAUUGCUCUGGAGUAUGGACAGGCAAUGACAGUGAGAGUUUUGAAGGCGGAUGGUGAAAUAAUGCCCAUAGUGGUGGUGCAAAACGCUACUGUCCUUGAUCUGAAAAAGGCUAUUCGCAGAUUCAUGGAGCUGAAACAACAACGUGAAGGCGGAGUGAAACAUGUCAGCUGGAGAUAUGUUUGGAGAAAUUAUCAUUUAGUAUUUCAGGGGGAAAAGCUUGAAGAUGACAAAAUGAGGCUUAAAGACUACGGGAUCAGGAACAGGGAUGAAGUGUCAUUCAUGAAGAGACUGAGGAAAAAGUGAGGCUCUGGGGGGAAAACCACCGGUUCCUGCAGUGUGUACUGGCGUGACUGUAGCAGUCUCUCUGGCUUAAAAUUAACUGUGACAAAGUAUUCAUCAUUAUAUGAAACUGCUAUUUGGGACAGCCUUGACACGAAUAUCUUUAUAUGCAUCAUAAAUACAAAUACAGUAUUUACCCAGAAAUUCCCUUUACAAACUGUUCUACUUCUUAAAGAAGCUACAUGUAAAUAAAUAUCUGGAAUGCUGGAUGUUGGUCCUCCCUUAUACUGCCUGUGUGCAGUGAUUUUUUUUUAAACAGGUCUGAAAUAUUGAAAUAUAUUACAGUACUUUUGCUUCAUUUGAAUUUGUAUUUCAACAAGAGCAGUCUGUGGCACUUUCCAGAGAGGGCAGAUGUAAACAUAACCUGAUGUUUUGAAUAUUUCCUGGUGUGAACACUACAUGCCCUUGUCAACCUAGUUUGAAUGUUGCAUGUGCUUGACCCACUGGAGCAGCUUGGGGAGUCAGGUA
Monopterus albus (swamp eel) is the source of this 1201-nucleotide messenger RNA. RefSeq names its product small nuclear ribonucleoprotein 25 (gene snrnp25). Bases 158 to 697 code for a protein of 179 amino acids. The transcript is spliced from 5 exons. The record is from RefSeq and is a predicted model, not a curated record. Lineage: Eukaryota; Metazoa; Chordata; Actinopteri; Synbranchiformes; Synbranchidae. Gene Ontology annotation, molecular function: protein binding. Gene Ontology annotation, biological process: mRNA splicing, via spliceosome. Gene Ontology annotation, cellular component: U12-type spliceosomal complex.